UCUUGGCUGUGACGGACAUCGUCUCACGAAGGCUGUGAUAGACAGCGUCUCACGAGUGCCGCUUUGUCCGCUUUAACAGCAUCUGGAGCAGCUCUCCCUUCCCUUUUUCUACUGCCCUUGCUGUUGCCUACAUUCCCCAAUCUCAAUCUGUCUCUCUCUCUCUCUCUCUCCCCUUUUGCCUUCAGGUGAACGACUCCUAGAACAAACAGCAGUCGCUUGGCGGUGACCAGAAUGGAACGAGUUUACGGGUUUUUAUCCCCUCCUAGAAGGAUCUGAUCCUUGUGGAGAGUGGGAGUGGAAUUAGGCUCUUAGUUUUCCUCCUUUUUCCCUUUCCGAAUCUUGAAUGCUUGAUUGCCCCUUUUGUCUCUUGACUCGGUCGAUUCUGGUUCUUUCUGGCUUCGUACUGACAAUUUGUAAAAGCUUGAUUUGAUUGGUUAAAGGGAUUUGCCUCGCCGAAGAUAAUUCUUCUGUCUAUUGCUUCUCCAAGUUCGUUGUUGAAUUUUUGGCAUCGGUUACGAAUUAGAAUGAAGGAUUUCCCUUCCUGCUUCGGAGAAAGUGGAGUUCAGGUCUCCGAUUCCACGUCGGGGGCCAGCAAAGCUGCUCAAAAUCUAGUGACUUGCCUUUACCAAGCUCAACUCUUUGGCCGGUCUUGUGUGAUCAUUGUUACAUGGAGCAAGAAUCUGAUGGGGCAAGGCUUGAGCAUCGAGAUCGACGAUUUAACCAAACGAUGCCUCUGCAAGUUGGAAAUUAAGCCAUGGUUGUUCUCCAAGAGAAAGGGCUGCAGGACCAUGGAGGUGAAGGAUAGCAAGAUAGUUCUUUUCUGGGAUCUCUCUGCUGCCAAAUUUGGAUUUAGCCCGGAGCCUCUUGAAGAUUUCUAUGUCGCGGUCCUCUGCGAUGAUAAGAUGAUCCUCCAUCUUGGAGAUCUCUCAAAAGAAGCUUGCCGGAAGACUAGCACGACUCCUUCAAAUGCAGUAUUCAUCGCGAAGAAGGCGCACAUCUACGGAAAAAAGAUACAUUCAACAAAGGCACAAUUCUGUGACAAUGGCCAAUUCCAUGAAGUUGCCAUAGAGUGUGACACUGUAGGGGUCAAGGAUCCCUGCCUGGAGAUCAGUAUUGAUCGGAAACGAGUAAUGCAGGUCAAGAGACUUGCAUGGAAAUUCCGUGGCAAUCAGACUAUCCUUGUUGAUGGGCUUCCCGUCGAAGUAUUUUGGGAUGUUCAUAGUUGGCUUUUUGGUGCUCCUUCGACGAGCGCUGUCUUCAUGUUUCAAACUCGCCUUCCAUCUGAAAAAGUGUUGCCAUGGUCUCGAGGGCUUGAUUUUUCAUUCACAUUAUAUGCUUGGAAAAAUGAAUAGUUACCCUCUUUAUUUUUUUGCGUGUUGACGUAAUCUAGUGAGUAAUUUGUUUCUUUUA
Molecule: messenger RNA, 1410 nt
Organism: Zingiber officinale
Lineage: Eukaryota; Viridiplantae; Streptophyta; Magnoliopsida; Zingiberales; Zingiberaceae
Exons: 2
Coding region: 525-1352 (275 amino acids)
Source: RefSeq, a predicted model, not a curated record